Molecule: messenger RNA, 2963 nt
Organism: Homo sapiens (human)
Lineage: Eukaryota; Metazoa; Chordata; Mammalia; Primates; Hominidae
Gene: ZNF14
Product: zinc finger protein 14
Exons: 4
Coding region: 155-2083 (642 amino acids)
Biological process (GO): regulation of DNA-templated transcription
Cellular component (GO): nucleus
Source: RefSeq, marked reviewed
AGUGCGGACGUCGCCAUUCCUGGCCCAUGGGAAGAUUGCGUUUCACCUGCUCCUGAAGGCCGAAGGUGGCUCUAGCGCAUCCUUUGUCGCGCCGUGACCUGCAGGUACUGACAGAUCCGUAGGGAGGACACCGUGACUUCCCGGACGCUGGGAAAUGGACUCAGUCUCCUUUGAGGAUGUGGCCGUGAACUUCACCCUGGAGGAGUGGGCUUUGCUGGAUUCUUCACAGAAAAAGCUCUAUGAAGAUGUGAUGCAGGAGACCUUCAAAAACCUGGUUUGUCUAGGAAAAAAGUGGGAAGACCAGGACAUUGAAGAUGACCACAGAAACCAGGGGAAAAAUCGAAGAUGUCAUAUGGUUGAGAGACUCUGUGAAAGUAGAAGAGGUAGCAAAUGUGGAGAAACCACUAGCCAGAUGCCAAAUGUUAAUAUCAACAAGGAAACUUUUACUGGAGCAAAACCACAUGAAUGCAGCUUUUGUGGAAGAGACUUCAUUCAUCAUUCGUCCCUUAAUAGGCACAUGAGAUCUCACACUGGACAGAAACCAAAUGAGUAUCAGGAAUAUGAAAAGCAACCAUGUAAAUGUAAAGCAGUUGGGAAAACCUUCAGUUAUCACCACUGCUUUCGCAAACAUGAAAGAACUCACACUGGAGUGAAGCCCUAUGAAUGUAAACAGUGUGGGAAAGCCUUUAUAUAUUACCAGCCAUUUCAAAGACAUGAAAGGACUCAUGCUGGACAGAAACCCUAUGAAUGUAAGCAAUGUGGAAAAACCUUUAUAUAUUACCAGUCUUUUCAAAAACAUGCUCAUACUGGAAAGAAACCCUAUGAAUGUAAACAGUGUGGGAAAGCCUUUAUAUGUUACCAAUCUUUUCAAAGACACAAAAGGACUCACACUGGAGAGAAACCCUAUGAAUGUAAGCAAUGUGGUAAGGCUUUCAGUUGUCCCACAUACUUUCGAACUCAUGAAAGAACUCACACUGGAGAAAAACCCUACAAAUGUAAAGAAUGUGGUAAAGCCUUCAGUUUUCUCAGUUCUUUUCGAAGGCAUAAAAGGACUCAUAGUGGAGAGAAACCCUAUGAAUGUAAAGAAUGUGGAAAAGCCUUCUUUUAUUCUGCAAGCUUUCGAGCACAUGUAAUAAUACACACUGGGGCUCGACCUUAUAAAUGUAAAGAAUGUGGGAAAGCCUUCAACUCUUCUAAUUCCUGUCGAGUGCAUGAAAGAACUCAUAUUGGAGAAAAACCAUAUGAAUGUAAACGAUGUGGCAAAUCAUUCAGUUGGUCCAUUUCUCUUCGAUUGCAUGAAAGAACUCAUACUGGAGAGAAACCUUAUGAGUGUAAACAGUGUCAUAAAACCUUCAGUUUUUCAAGUUCCCUUCGAGAACACGAAACAACUCACACUGGAGAGAAACCCUAUGAAUGUAAACAAUGUGGUAAAACCUUCAGUUUUUCAAGUUCCCUUCAAAGACAUGAAAGGACUCACAAUGCAGAGAAACCCUAUGAAUGUAAACAGUGUGGGAAAGCCUUCAGGUGUUCAAGUUAUUUUCGAAUUCAUGAAAGGUCACACACUGGAGAGAAACCCUAUGAAUGUAAACAGUGUGGAAAAGUUUUCAUUCGUUCCAGUUCCUUUCGACUGCAUGAAAGAACACACACUGGAGAGAAACCCUAUGAAUGUAAACUAUGCGGUAAAACCUUCAGUUUUUCAAGUUCCCUUCGAGAACAUGAAAAAAUUCACACUGGAAAUAAGCCUUUUGAGUGUAAGCAAUGUGGUAAGGCCUUCCUUCGUUCCAGUCAAAUUCGAUUGCAUGAAAGGACUCACACUGGAGAGAAACCGUAUCAAUGUAAACAAUGUGGAAAAGCCUUCAUUUCUUCCAGUAAAUUUCGAAUGCAUGAGAGAACUCACACGGGAGAGAAACCCUAUCGAUGUAAACAAUGUGGGAAAGCCUUCAGAUUUUCAAGUUCUGUUCGAAUUCAUGAAAGGUCUCACACUGGAGAGAAACCUUAUGAAUGCAAACAAUGUGGAAAAGCCUUCAUUUCUUCCAGUCACUUUCGACUGCAUGAAAGGACUCAUAUGGGAGAGAAAGUCUAAGAAUAUAAGCAACAUUCUGAAGCCUUCGGUUGUUCCAGCUCCUUCUGAAUACACAAAAGAGUUCAUACUGGACAGAAGCUGUGUGAAUACAAACAUUGUUCUAAAGCCCUUAAUUGUUCCAGUUUCUUUUGAGCACGAAAGAAUUCCCACUGGUGAGAAACAGUAUGAAUGUAAACAUUGUGAUUAAGCCUUCAGUUGACCUAAUUCAUUUCAAAGACAGGACUCGUGCUGCAGUGAAAUCUGUUUUGUUUUUUGUUUUUUGUUUUUUUAAAAAAGGCCAAGCUUGUUGGCUCAUGCCUAUAGUCCCAGCACUUUGGGAGGCCAAGGUGCAAGGCAGGCAGAUCAUUUGAGGUCAGAAAUUCGAGACCAGCGUGGUCAACAUGGUGUAACCCCAUCUCUACUAAAAAUUACCAAAAAAUGAACCAGGCAUGGUAGUGCAUGCCUCUAAUCCCAGCUACUCAGGAGGCUAAGGCAGGAGAAUCACUUGAACCUGGAGACAGAGGUUGCAGUGAGCUGAGAUCACGCCACUGCAUUCCAGCCUGUGCGACAGAAUGAGACACUGUCUCAAGAAAAAAUAAAAGUGGGAAAAUCUUCCAACUGUCCUCUAGAGUGUGAAUAUAUGAAAGGAGUCAGAGUGGGGUGAAAGUCUAUAAAUGUAAGACAUUUGGGAAAGCCUUCACACAGCCUUUUGAGCACACAUGAGAAUGUAUACUGGAGAGAAACCCUAUAAAUAUUAAGAAUGUGGGAAAUUCUUCAUCCUAGUUCUUUUGUUGUUGUUGAUGAUACAAAAAUAUUUUCAUUUAAUAAAGAUUGUCAGGUUAUAUUUAAUAAGAAAGAAAGUAUCAUGUAAACAGCCCAGUAAUAAAAUUUUACAAUCUUA